AUGCCCUUGCCCCAUUUCACCAUAGCAGCACCUCCACCAGCACCCGCACCCGCACCCGCGACCUUGACCUCGACCUCGUCCAAGACCCCGACCUCGUCCAACAACCCUGGGUCUCGGUCAGCCCCCGACAUCUCCUCUGCCCGGACGCCGCCCGCGAACGUCACCACUUUUGCUGGCUCUUCCUCAUACACGUCGCCGUCGCCGCGAACACGGCUGCCGGACCGGGACUUUAUCAGCCCCGGUUUACGGAACCCCUAUCCCCAGGGGCAGACACCCGACCGACCUCCGCCACCGCAACAACACUCCGAGCGCUUUGGUACUGUUACUGUGCCCAGCGCCGCCGAACAUCAUAAACCGACCUUCAGCCCUUUUCCGUCUGACAUCCUUCCACCCUCCAAGGUCUCGACCGACUCGCGACCGUCCACAGACGUUAUAGAAUCGUUCAAUGAGCCGCAACUUCACGGCUCUUUAUCUCCAGGCUCGAACAAAGGACUACAACCACCGUCGCAUAAGCGAGGUCAUUCGCGAUCUGGUAGCUCAAGCAGCCUAGGCGAGCGUCUUAGGAAUCUCAAUCGUUGGUCUGCCUCGUCCGCGUCAAGCAAAGGGUCAAACGGUGGUGGUUCCAGUUGGCGCAUUGGGAAGGAUAGUGGAAAAGCGAGGGAAGAUUCACCUGGUCAAAAGUCACCCAAACGCCGACCCUCGACGUCAGAAAUCUCUCCGCGCUCUGUUAGCCACCUCCGAGGCCGCAGUGAUUCACCCCUGCUUCAUCCGGUUCCGCCCUUACCUAGCCUGCCGCGAAUUUCGGCCGGGCCGUCUUUGGAAGAGGAAUUUCGACACCAGGCGAGUGAAAUUGGGAGGCAAUCACCGGUACCACCCAGGCGGUAUUAUCUCAGGCCGCCUCCUGACGACAACACCACGUUCUGGGAUGGUGCUCCGCAGAUACUCGAAGACACACCAGGAUCGUUGCCACGGUCACACCAAGCAGAGGGGCUGCUACCUCCUGCCGAAUUCGCGCCGGACCAUAUGAUGCCCCAUACACACAAAACGGCGACCCCCGAGGUCAAUCGCGAGGGAGAUCGCGAUCGCAACCGCUCCGAGAAGCCUCAUCGGUCGCAAAAGGCAAUGCUAUCUGAGGCGCUUACUAAGGCUAACGCCGCAGUUCAGCUUGACAAUGCGCAAGCCUUUGAGGAGGCUAGGCUGGCUUACACGGAAGCUUGCCACCUAUUACAGGAUGUGUUGCGGCGAACUUCUACCGAGGAGGAUCGCAGGAAGCUAGAAGCUAUUCACCAAACAUACGUGGGGAGAAUUGACGAACUUAACGAAAUCAUCGGUAACGUUCUGGAUGAGAGGGCACGCUCGCAGGAUCCCCGAAGCUAUGAUGAGGGAUCAUAUCUGCGUGCUCAGGCUUACCAUGCAGAAGUGUCUGAUGACGAGCCAAUGCUCUCGACCUACACUCGGGAACGUAGUCGUACUCGGGAGCCUAAUCUGUCUGUCCAGACUCAGUUCAGGCGACAACCACCCCCCGGUAGACCGCCGGUACCACCCACGUUAACUCUCCAGACCCCAGGAGGUUCCAAUGGCCCUACUUCCUACCUUACCGAGCAAUUAACGUUACAGUCUGCAUUUUCUAAGGCGCGACAGCCCUCGAGCCUUCGGCCACCGAUGGAUAAUGCUUAUAUGCCGCCGCCACUAUCACCUCGCAGACCUUUAUCACCCGCUCAGCCGCCACCACCUCCACCUGCGCCAGAGAAAGAUGUCCCGCGACAGCAAGUGUUCCGCUCUGAUUAUUCGAUGUCUGGCGCUCAGGCCCCUCCGAGGAAUUAUACCAAUAAUAAUGGACAUCAGAGGGAUCCUAGUCACGAGUCGAUAUCAUGGUUAGAUCCCAUCGAGGAAUCCGGCGGAUCUAGCUCGUCUUCGGUACACUCGCGAUCGUCAUCGACAGGAGUACGGAGGAAGCAUAUUCGGGCGCCCAGUGGGGAUACGGAAGCCGAGUUUGAUGCUGCAUUGGACGAUGCUAUAGAAGCCGCCUACGACGAAGGAUUUGAACCGGAGCAGGAGUAUUACAGAGAGGGUCCCCACACUGCUGCGGGAAGCUCAUACAAUCGAAGAGACCGGCCACGGGACGAGGAAAGGGAUGCACUUGAGUUGGCGAACGAGAGGGAAAGGAAACUACGACUACAACAACAGUUGGAGGACGAGGAGUACCGAAAGAGAGGCUGGACAGGGCAUGACGACUUUUACGACGAGGGCAAUGAUUCGGAAGAGGAGGAACGGUUCUUGGAGGAGAUGACCAAUGGGUACCAGAUCGAGGACUUUGCGUUUGGGCAUGGAAAGAAGCAGCUGGUUCCUCGAGAAUCUGAUUCCAGCGGGGUAACGAAUCGCACAUGGCACAGCUCUACAGGGUCCAACCAAAACACUUCGACCACGUUGCUUACUACGGUGAGCGAGAGCCCGAGUCGUCCGGAACCCAAGGGGCCGUUACCCCCAUUACCGCCUCCGCCAGCGGGUGCGUUGCCUCAGCUACCUAGUCGGCCACCAGGAACUUCAGGAUCAGAGGCUUCGAGUCAGAGUGUGAGACAGCGACGUCUCUCUGGCCAAAACAUGAAGCAGCUGAAGAUCGAGACCAUGAAGCUUACUCAGCCGGGACCAACUACGGCCGGGCCUGCAUUCCCACCACAGCAAGCACGAUCGAACAAUUACAUUGUGCAACAAAGGCAAGCCUUGUCUGCCGGUCCUCACCGGACAGCUAACCCUCUUGCUGCUCGGCGAGUGGUGUCUCCAUCCCCUGGGGAAGGGGGAGCUCCUCCCCUGCCGACGAGUCACUUGCAGGACGACCACCCGCCUCGCUCAGGUUCUCCCUCGAUUGGUCGACCGGGUCUGAGGAAGAACUUUUCUUCAUCAAGCUUGCGGAGUGCAAAGUCACAUCGCAAUCUCUCUGUAUCGCAUAUUGAUGAUGUAUCGGAUAUGUCUCCUGGCACUCCAGUGAACACUCAAUUUGGCCAACACAUAAAUGGCUCAACAACACGCCUGCCCACGAUUCCGUCCAUGCCGACACCGUUGGCUGGAACGUUCCGAGAAAGGUCGGACACAGCUGUCGGAACAGCGGGCAUGUAUCUGUUUGAUGCCGAGUUCCACUCGGCCAACGACCCUGGAUCACCGAACGGCAUGCUCGCCGAUGCGCCUGCGCCUCUUGAGCCUUGCCCGAGCGAUGUUCUGCUACGGCCGUUCUGGCUCAUGCGCUGUCUGUACCAGACGCUCUGCCACCCACGCGGAGGGUACAUCAGCAACAAGCUAUUUGUCCCACGGGACGUGUGGAGAGUGAAGGGUGUCAAACUCAAGUACAUCGAAGAGAAAAUCUCACAGUGUGAUCUGAUGACUGCCGCGCUACAGAAACUGGCCAGGGUAGACACCUGCGACGCGGACGCCGUGCUGGAGGAAAUGCAGGCUCUCGAAACGGUAAUUGAGACUGUAGAGAAGUUCCUGGUCAAGAAGCUCGGCGCCAGCGAAGUUGGUCCCCACGCCACCUCGUUUAAGGACCCAGUGCAUGCGGAAGAUGGGUCCCUGCCACGGUCCACCAGCGUGAGCGCCAAGACGAGUGCCUUCUCGUGGAGGAGACUACGCAGCAAGAACAGCUCGGCGAACUUGGUCAGUCUGGGCAAGGGCAGCAGCAGUGCAGGUGGGACGAGUGGUAGUGUGGCAUCGACACCCAUCGAGGGAACAGGGAAGGAUAUCAUCUGCCCUAGUCUCCCGAUGACGACGCAUCCGACGAACCGACCGAUGAAGAGAGACGUGGGGAACGUGCUAUUCCAGGGGCCGAAUGCGAAUUACAUGAGCUCGUUGGCGAGAUUGUUUGAUGCGGCUCAGUUGGUUGACCAAAUCGCUCGCCAAGUCGAAGACCCAGGCCUCCGGCACGCAGACAAGACGCAGGUGGGACUCGAGCUCAGCACUAGGCAUGCGGCGGAAUUCUUUGCGCUUUAUAUUUGUCGGUUCGUCUUGUCGGAUCUCACGCUGAUGCUGGACAAGUUCCUCAAGAGAGGAAGCGAGUGGGUACUUGUUUAG
Messenger RNA from Sordaria macrospora k-hell, 4059 nucleotides. NCBI's taxonomy places the organism in Eukaryota, Fungi, Ascomycota, Sordariomycetes, Sordariales, Sordariaceae. The record is from RefSeq and is a predicted model, not a curated record.